UUAUUCACUCCUCUUACUCUCUUGCAACUCUACCAACUCCACUCUACUCUAACCUGAAACCAUGCACGCAUCCGAGUACGACUAUCUCUUCAAGCUUCUUCUCAUCGGCGACUCUGGUGUUGGCAAGUCCUGCCUGCUCCUACGGUUUGCGGAUGAUACCUACACCGAGAGCUACAUCUCUACCAUUGGUGUCGACUUCAAGAUCAGGACUAUUGAACUCGAGGGCAAGACUGUCAAGCUCCAGAUCUGGGAUACAGCAGGUCAGGAGCGUUUCCGCACGAUCACCGCCUCGUACUACCGGGGCGCGCACGGUAUCAUCGUCGUCUACGAUGUAACAGAUAAUGACACCUUCACCAACGUCAAGCAGUGGCUGCAGGAGAUUGACCGCUUCGCAUCCGAGGGCGUGAACAAGCUGCUCGUGGGAAACAAGUCCGAUCUGACAAACAAGAAGGUCGUCGAGUACACGGUAGCGAAGGAGUUCGCCGACCAACUCGGGAUCCCCUUCCUCGAGACGUCCGCCAAGAACGCGACCAACGUCGAGCAGGCCUUCUUGACCAUGGCAAAGCAGAUCAAGGACCGCAUGGGAUCUACAUCAACCCCGGCGGGCGGCGCGUCAAAGGGCGGUGUCAAGGUUGGGCAGGGGCAGGCCGUCGGCCAGCAGACCUCCAACUCAUGCUGCUGAACGCUAGACGUUUCUCUGCUGUAUGUAUGCCCGGCGGGCGGUUUCUCUCGACUACUAUGCUUAGAACGGGCGCGAGGGCGUGCAUCCUGCCGACGGGAUCGGAGGGAGUGCCGUGUCUUCUCUUCGGUCGGUCAACGUACUCUCUGAUGAAAUCGUCUCUUUGUCAUUAUCCCAUCUCCUCUUAUCCCACGUAUUUCCUAUUUCCCCUCUCCCGCUCCCGCACGGUGCGCGUCCCGCUCUCUUGUCUUCCGUUGGCAUACUGUUAGGCUCUGUCCGUCUCCAAUCUACUUCUUU
Molecule: messenger RNA, 976 nt
Organism: Dacryopinax primogenitus
Lineage: Eukaryota; Fungi; Basidiomycota; Dacrymycetes; Dacrymycetales; Dacrymycetaceae
Product: GTP-binding protein ypt1
Exons: 6
Coding region: 62-682 (206 amino acids)
Molecular function (GO): GTP binding; GTPase activity
Source: RefSeq, a predicted model, not a curated record